AUGCAAUUUGAUGUCCUUUAUUUGUUAUUAAGGGAUUGGGAGCAUAAACUGAUUUUGACACAAGACAUUCUGGAUGAAUGGCUCAAGGUUCAAGCGACCUGGCUCUAUUUAGAGCCGAUUUUCAGCUCACCCGACAUCAUGGCUCAGAUGCCCGAUGAAAGCCGUAAGUUUACCACCGUCGACAAGACAUGGAAGGAGCUGAUGAAACAGGCUGUUGUGGACAAGCGUGUUCUUUCGGUCAUUUUGAUCGAGAAGAUGCUGGACAAACUGCGUAAAUGUAAUGACCUGCUCGAGGUUAUACUGAAAGGCUUAAAUGCCUAUCUGGAGAAGAAGCGUCUCUUCUUCCCCAGAUUCUUCUUCCUUUCCAAUGACGAGCUGUUGGAGAUUCUGUCUGAAACAAAAGAUCCAACUCGAGUACAGCCACAUCUCAAAAAGUGCUUCGAGGGGAUUGCCUCUCUUGUCUUUACCGACAUCCUCGAUAUUACACACAUGACCAGCAGUGAAGGCGAAAUGGUCGAGCUGAAGAGCGUAAUCUCAACUUCGAAAGCCCGCGGUGCCGUGGAGAAAUGGCUUCUAGAACUGGAGGCCGACAUGGUAGCAUCUGUGCAUUUGGCCAUCUCAAGGGCACUUGAAGACUACCUAACAACCUCCCGCAAGCAAUGGGUUCGUGCCUGGUGUGGACAGGCCGUAUUAGCGAUUUCCAUGUACUACUGGACACACAAAGUGCAUCUGGCCAUCCAAGCGGGACGCUCUGCCCUAACCGACUAUUUAAAGGUUAUUUUUAAUAGUCUUUAUAAUAAUUUAAUACUUAACUAUACAUACUACUAUUAUACUUAUUAG
This is a messenger RNA of Protopolystoma xenopodis, 840 nucleotides long. The record is from the annotation of a GenBank genome assembly. Lineage: Eukaryota; Metazoa; Platyhelminthes; Monogenea; Polystomatidea; Polystomatidae.